Besnoitia besnoiti is the source of this 423-nucleotide messenger RNA. RefSeq lists its product as uncharacterized. Lineage: Eukaryota; Apicomplexa; Conoidasida; Eucoccidiorida; Sarcocystidae. Bases 1 to 423 code for a protein of 140 amino acids. The transcript has a single exon. The record is from RefSeq and is a predicted model, not a curated record.
AUGAAUGCUUCUCUUCCUGCAGUCUCCAGUGAAGACCGGCGUCCAGCCGCAUACACUUCGCACACUACUUUGCAUGUUUCCUCUGUGGAGGCGCCGCUGUUGCUCUUUCAGGAUUCGCUCCGGCGCUGUGCGGCGAAGGCACUCGAUCUCGUCACGCACGAAUUCCACUUCCGUGGAAUUCGUGCGUGUGGCAGUUCGUGUGAGGCGGGCUAUCAAGAGCACACGAAGACACUGACGGCGAGCCAAAGGCACACUGCCGCAGGAGAGUGCGCCGAGAGACAAGUCAAAUUCGACGAAGAACAAACGGAGGAACCGGACGAUGAUGAUGCUUCUGAGACUCAGGUCGGGCAGGAUGGCUUAAACUACACAUAUCCGAACGGCACGGGAGGCCUUUCAGAAGGUUUGAGCAGUCUGCUUGAGUAG